AUGCUGACCAGUGCCAGACCAGAUCCUCCGCCGGACGUGCUCCAGACAUUGGUCAAGCUGUACAUCGACCGAAUCGCAGACCAACCUCUGCCUCUCUUUGACGUCAAAAGAUUGCCUUCUCGUGCGCAGAAAUUCUCAAGAGGGCUUUUAAGAAGCUUUCUUGCCUUGACUGUCAGAUACUCGGACAGUGAUUUCUACAGCAACGGCCGAUUCCGCGCCGUAGACUUCUACAAGAAUUCGGCGUCAGAAUUGUUGUUUGCCCAGGCCGCAGAGCCCUCUGGCGACCUGGAUACUUUGAUGGCUUUCUGCCUGCUGUGCCUCAGCGAGAUUGCAGAUGGGAAAACAACAAGAGCUUGGAUGGCUCUAGGCGUGGCUGUGCGAAUGGCCGUAUGCUCCAACACAAUGUUCAAUGCCGCCACGAGUACGACAGUCUCUGCAAACUCCGAGCUGUCCAGAUGUUGCUGGAGCCUGUUCAUACUUGACCGAAUGCACGGGAGCAGCUUUCGUUGUCUUCCGGCCAUUUCUAGUGAAGAGGCUAUGCCUGAGAUGCCCCCUAUUGCAAAACGGCCGUCAUUAACUCUGCCAAACAGACUCGCGGAGUUCGAGGGUGCGGAGGAGAAGGACGCCGGUAUUAGCUCCUACGCUUUACAGUUAUUGUCUAUAUGGGGUCGCUUGAUGUCGUACCUCAAGACCAUCAAACAGGGCAAUCUUGAAGAGCCAUGGGCCGCCAACUCGGUGUAUCAACAGAUCAAGUCGGAAAUGUCUCGGUUCGAAACUGUGCUUCCGGAAGCCCACCGAUUCAAGAACAACAGGUUUCAUGACAGGACACCUUCAGAGCUGGAAGAGCAGCGUGCCUAUUGGUCAGCUUGGGUCUUCACACAAUGCAUCUACCACACGAUACAUUGCACCUUGAACCACCCCUUUCUCCAUAUUGCUAGGAUCCCAGGUCGACCACGACUGCGCUCUCCGUCGUUCCUUCAACACGCAACUGACCAAGCGGUACUGCACUCGGCCUGGGUCGUCCUUGUUCUAAGAUUAUGCGAGGAAAAGCACUUUACCAUCUUCGAUCCGUUUGUCGGUCACUUGGCCUCGAUGAUUACAACUGCGCAGUUCUUUUUGAAAUUCUCAAAGGACGAGUCGCUGGCAGCAAGGGCCUCGAAAGAUUUUGAAAUGCUGAGAAGCUAUGUCGAGAAAAUGGCGAAUACCCACAGUCACCUGCUGCACACCGUUUCGAAGCUUUCUAGACUUGCACAUUUCGCAACAUCACACGUCUAUGCGGCUUCGAACAGUCCACCAAAGGUCGAGACUGCACUAUUAUGGGAUCUGCUCGACUAUGCGGUGUCAUCGUCACCCGUUGUCGACAGCGGCGACUCCUCCGACAAUGUGGAACUGAACGUGAAUACUCAGUUUCUAUCACCAAUCAACCCAGACACACCCUUACCGCGAACAGCCCUACAUAGCUCUCAAGAACUUAGCUUGUCUGGGCCAACCAUGUGGAGUGAUGCAACGUUCGAAUUCGACAUGGCUGAUAUCUCGAACUUGCCUGAUAUGUCCCCCUUGAUGACGCAAAGUGAGAUCUGGACGGGUGGUCACCUGUGA
Molecule: messenger RNA, 1599 nt
Organism: Fonsecaea pedrosoi CBS 271.37
Lineage: Eukaryota; Fungi; Ascomycota; Eurotiomycetes; Chaetothyriales; Herpotrichiellaceae
Exons: 3
Coding region: 1-1599 (532 amino acids)
Biological process (GO): DNA-templated transcription
Cellular component (GO): nucleus
Molecular function (GO): DNA binding; zinc ion binding
Source: RefSeq, a predicted model, not a curated record